Molecule: messenger RNA, 1913 nt
Organism: Saccostrea cuccullata (small rock oyster)
Lineage: Eukaryota; Metazoa; Mollusca; Bivalvia; Ostreida; Ostreidae
Product: organic cation transporter protein-like
Exons: 10
Coding region: 34-1704 (556 amino acids)
Biological process (GO): transmembrane transport
Cellular component (GO): membrane
Molecular function (GO): transmembrane transporter activity
Source: RefSeq, a predicted model, not a curated record
UUCCUACGUAGGAACAAAUGAGAAGCUGAGACAAUGGAUUACGAUGCCCUCAUUAAGAAGUUGGGAACUUUUGGUCCUUAUCAGAAGCGUCUUUUUUUCAUCGUUUUCUUUCCAGUAAUAUUCAAUUCCUUUGGUACGCCAGUUUCAAAUUUUUUACUUGGAGACCAACUCUAUAGGUGCAAGAUCCCAGGUUUACAGAACGAUACAUAUGCAGUUCAGAAUCAGUUCCACGAUGACGUCAUUAAUGCGACAAUCCCCAAGCAUCCAGAUGGCAGCUACUAUCAAUGUAAAAUCUUGGUCAAUGGAACGAUUGAAAAGUGUUCCGAGUGGGUGUAUGACCAAUCAGUUUUCACACUAACAGUCAACUCCCAGUUUGACCUAGUUUGUGACAACGAAAUCCUACACUCGCUGUCCAUUUCUGCGUACUUUUUUGGCUAUGUCUUUGCCACAGUAACUUUGUGCCCUCUGGCCGAUGUGAUCGGUAGGCGUAAGAUGGUGAUUUUGGCUACCACCCUACAGUUCGUCGUUAACAUAAUCAUGCCUUUCUCCUACAAUGUGGUCAUGUUUAUCAUUCUCCGCUUCUUUGAUGGCACCUGUGGGUUAUCGUAUUAUCAUGGAGCCUUUAUAAUCGGUAUGGAGAUGGUUGGGCCAUCAAAAAGACUGUUUUCUGGGACGAUGAUUUUAGAGGUGUAUGUGUUUGGGGAGUUUCUGCUGUUGAUUUUUGCCUACUUUAUCAGAGAUUGGCGAUGGCUACAACUGGCACUGGCUGUUCCGAUGGUGUCUACGCUAUGUUAUUGGUGGCCUCAAGUCCUACCAGAAUCACCCCGUUGGCUGCUAUCCCGCGGAAGAAACACAGAUGCCGUUAAGAUAUUACGGAAAGCGGCCAAAGCCAAUAGUACGGAGUUUGAGGAUUUACCACGUGACUUUAAACUGGAGGAGGAGGAUAGAGGAGUUCGGGAGAUCCUGAGAGAACUGUUUCACUCCAGAAAGCUGCUGCUCAGAUGGAUUAUCAUUUUCUGUAACUGGUUCAUUAUAUCGUUUAUUUACUACGGAUUAACUCUUCACAUUGGGAAGUUAGGAGGCGACUUGUACAUCAAUUUUGCCAUAUCCUGCGUGAUGGAAUUCAUUGGUUACUUCCUCUGUAUAUUUAUGGACAGAACAGGACGAAAGCCUAUGCAUCUGACAGUGAUGUUCCUCAGUGGAACUGCGUGCCUGGCCUCCGUGUUUCCCGUCCUCUUUGGAGACGAAUCUCACAACUGGAUAAUGAUAGCGUUUUCCAUGGUCGGGAAACUGGGAAUAUCAGCGGGAUUCGGUGAGAUCUUUAUCUACACCGGAGAACUAUUUCCUACAGUCGUCCGGAGCUUGGUGAUGGGAAUUUGUAGCUGUGGAGCUAGAAUUGGUUCUAACAUUUCACCUUAUAUGUACCAACUAACGGAUGGUAAAAUGCAAACAGCUCUUCCAUUGUUAAUUUAUGGAAUCAUUACCAUUAUUGUGGCUCUCCUAUCGAUAACUCUACCGGAAACGAAAAAGCGGAAGCUGUUGGAGCAGGUAGAAGACGCAGAGCACGAGGAAGAUUUAGUGACAGAGAGUGAGACUUCUGAGAAUGAAGAAAAUUCAUAUGUACCAAAGAGGAUGGAAGAAAAUGAUAGUGAAUACUUAAAAUUGACAAAGACCAGUAAUGGAGAACACAAUGAUAUACUGUAAAGUACUGGACGAAAACAAGACUUGAAGAUUCAUUAAGCAGUUGUUAAAGGCUAUACCGACUUAUUCGACUUAUUUUCUUGUAUUCUAUAAUCUAAAUCGAUUGUAUUUCAUAGACUUUGUUAAGUUUUGAAAGGAAAAAUUCAAUUAUUUUCCAACAAUUUAUUACAUAUGCAUUUGUUUAUUUUUGUAUUUUUUAAUAAUAACAUUUC